Molecule: messenger RNA, 1658 nt
Organism: Lycium barbarum (goji berry)
Lineage: Eukaryota; Viridiplantae; Streptophyta; Magnoliopsida; Solanales; Solanaceae
Product: polygalacturonase-like
Exons: 9
Coding region: 152-1426 (424 amino acids)
Biological process (GO): fruit dehiscence; pectin catabolic process; anther dehiscence
Molecular function (GO): polygalacturonase activity
Source: RefSeq, a predicted model, not a curated record
AUUUUUCUAUCUCUAAUCCAUUUUCCCUCUUCUCCCUCUAUAUAUAUUGAUGAUAAUUCAAGUUGAAGUAGCACAGGUUCUCUUUCAUUUUUAUUUAUUAUUUCCUUAAGUUCCAAAAGGAGAAGAAAAGAAAAGAAUAGAAAACAAAAAAAUGUUUUUCAGAAGCCUCCUUAUAGUACUAUUAGCCACUUUAUUGUUUUCAACCUCUUGUAAUGGAAAGAAAAUUGGGAAACCAAUAAAACGUGGUAAUAAUGCACCAAAAAUUGAUAAUGUGAAAAAAAAGACACAAGCAAUUAUUGAUAUACAAGCUUUUGGAGCCAAAGGUGAUGGACUCACAAAUGAUACAGAGGCAUUUAUAAGGGCUUGGAAGAAGGCAUGCCAAACAGAAAAUGGUGUGCUUUUGAUUCCAAGGCACAAGACAUAUUACAUUGGACCAAUUAAAUUUCAUGGUCCUUGCAAGAAAGGCCUUAGAAUGAUGAUAAAUGGAGAACUCAUAGCUUCAAAGGACAUAUCAGAUUAUAAACAAGAUAGAAGACAUUGGCUUUUAUUCCAAAACAUGGAAAAUUUUAUAGUUGAAGGUGUGGGAAGCAUCGAUGGCAAUGGACAAGUAUGGUGGAAACGCUCUUGCAAAAUUGAUAAAACAAUUCCAUGCAAUGCAAAAACACUAACAGUUCCAACUGCUAUGACUUUUUACAAUUGCACAAAUUUGACAGUGAGAAAUUUAGAGUUGAAGAAUCCACAGAAAAUGCACUUGACAAUUACUAAAAGUGUGUUUGUUGAGGUUUCAAGAUUGAGAAUUACAGCACCUGCUGAUAGCCCCAACACUGAUGGCAUUCAUGUUUCUGGGACAAAAGAUAUAGAUAUCCACCAUUCUUAUAUUGAAACAGGUGAUGAUUGUAUCUCAAUUGUAAAUGGUUCCACUAAUGUUAGAGCAAGAUAUAUACAUUGUGGACCUGGCCACGGAAUCAGUAUUGGAAGCUUGGGGAAGAAUAAACAGGAGGAUGUUGUUUCAAAUGUUUAUGUACAUGAUGCCACCUUGAGGGGAACAACUAAUGGAUUAAGAAUAAAGUCUUGGCAGGGAGGACGUGGAUAUGCAAAAGAUAUUCUUUUCCAAGACAUAGUGAUGGUGAACGUGACCAACCCCAUAAUCAUAGAUCAAUUUUACUGUGACCAAGAUAACCCAUGCAAAGAGCAGAAAGAAGCAGUACAUGUGAGUAACAUAAUGUACAAAAAUAUUAAGGGAACGAGUUCUACACAAACUGCUAUUAAAUUAAAUUGCAGCAAAACUAUUCCAUGCAAAGGGAUACAAAUGGAAAAUGUGGAUAUACGUCACGAGAGCGGUUCAACUGUCAAAGCUUUAUGUGCAAACGUUAAAUUCACUACAAAGGGGGUAUUUUUCCCAAAAUGCCCUUCCGAGCGUCGGUAGACAACUUUUUGGAAUUUAUAAUAUUUUUAUUUUUCCCUUCUCAUUUGUACAUGUCCCUUUAUUUGAUUCUUACCACUUUUAUUCUUGAGACAGUCAUUGACAUUUGUCCCACAGAAAAGUUCUAUUAUAUAGGGGUAGUAGGAAAUUAAAGGAAGUACAAUUUUAGAAUAUUGUUGGCUAGGAAUUACAACUGCUGUGUACUGUAUUAUGUAUUUCUCAAGUGUAAGUUGGU